UCGCGAGCGCCGGCACGCUGAGAGCUUCACAUCCUGACGGUCACGUCUCAGACCAGCGUGUCAGGCACAACCUGAAGUACCAGAAGAUCCGUACAGCAGAAGAACCUAAAGCUCUCUCGGGCCUGACCUGCACCCUGUCUGUAACUUCCUCUUCGGUUCAUUAGAAAUGGAUCUGGGCUCCGUUCUUCUGAUCCCCGUCCACGUGUUGGUGUGGCUCUACUCCGUCCUGAGCUUCCUGCCCUGGUACUUCCUCACAGGAGCCCAGAAGAAACAAGCGCUGGCCAGGCGUGUGAGGGCCAGACCCACCCGCGGUCAGGUGGAGGGACCGUACCGCUCCGUGGACCGCUUCCACUCCCUGGCGCAGAUGGACCUCCCCGGGACGGACACGCUGGAUAAACUGUUCCAUCACGCCGUGCGGCUCUUCGGCCCGGCGCCCUGCCUGGGAGCCCGGACGGUCCUGAGCGAGGAGAACGAAACCCAGCCUGGUGGGAAGGUCUUCAAAAAGUUGAUUCUGGGUGAUUAUAAGUGGAUCUCGUACCAGGAGAUGAAUGAGGAGGUGGAUCUCUUCUCCAGCGGUCUGGCGGCGCUCGGUCAGCAGCCUAAAAACGCCAUCGCGAUAUUCUGUGAGACGCGAGCCGAGUGGAUGGUCACGGCUCAGUCCUGCUUCAGACGCAACUUCCCACUGGUCACGUUCUACGCGACCCUGGGUGAAGACGCGGUGGUGUUUGGACUGAAUCAGUCGGGCGUGACUCACUUGGUCACCAGUGUGGAGCUUCUGGAAACAAAAUUAAAGAAUGUUCUCUCUCAGAUCCCCAGUCUGAAGCACAUCAUCUACGUGGGCAACAAGAGCAUCACCACCGCCGGCUACCCAGAAUCCCUCCAGAUCCACAGCAUGCAGUCCGUCAAGCAGCUGGGAGCCAAACCUGAAAACCUGAACAGAGAGAUCAUCCGGCCCGUCCCGUCAGACACCGCCGUCAUCAUGUACACCAGCGGCUCCACCGGCCGACCCAAGGGCGUGGUCAUCGUCCACAGCAACCUGAUAGCGGGCAUGACGGGUCAGUGUGAGAGGAUCCCGGGCCUGGGGCCGAAGGACACCUACAUCGCGUACCUGCCCCUGGCUCACGUGCUGGAGAUGACGGCGGAGAUCUCGUGUGUGGCGUACGGCUGCAGGAUCGGUUACUCCUCACCCCAAACCCUCUCGGAUCAGUCCAGUAAAAUCAAGAAGGGCAGUAAGGGCGAUUGCACCGUCCUCAAACCCACCCUGAUGGCAGCCGUACCCGAAAUAAUGGACCGUAUCAAUAAGAACGUGAUGAGUAAAGUGCAGGAGAUGAACGUGGUGCAGAAGACGCUCUUCAAUCUGGCCUACAACUACAAACUGGAGCAGGUGAAGAACGGAUACGACGCUCCGCUCUGUAACCUGUUCUUUAAGAAGGUGCGAGCUCUGUUAGGGGGGAACGUGCGGAUGAUGCUGUCGGGGGGCGCUCCGCUCUCCUCGGCCACCCAGCGCUUCAUGAACAUCUGCUUCUGCUGCCCCGUGGGUCAGGGCUACGGCCUCACCGAGACCUGCGGAGCUGGAACCAUCACUGAAGUGACGGAUUACAGUACAGGGCGGGUCGGGGCGCCGCUCAUCUGCUGUGAGAUCAAACUCAGAGACUGGGCAGAAGGCAGUUACACAAAGCUGGAUAAGCCUCACCCCCGAGGUGAGAUCCUAAUCGGGGGUCCUAACGUGACCAGGGGCUACUACAAGAGCGACACCCACAGCCAGGACUUCAUCGUGGACGAGCAGGGGCAGCGCUGGUUCUGUACCGGGGACGUGGGCGUGGUCCAUCCUGACGGCUGCCUGCAGAUCGUGGACCGUAAGAAGGACCUGGUGAAGCUGCAGGCGGGUGAGUACGUGUCUCUGGGUAAAGUGGAGUCCGGACUGAAGAACUGCGCGCUCAUCGAUAACAUCUGCGCCUACGCUAACAGUGAGCAGAACUACGUGAUCAGCUUCGUGGUGCCGAACCAGAAGAAGCUGACGGCUCUGGCUCACCUGAGGGGGAUUCAGGGCAGCUGGGAGGAGAUCUGUAACCACCCGCUGAUGGAGGUGGAGGUGCUGCGGGAGAUCAAAGAAGUCGCCAGCUCCAUUAAGCUGCAGCGGUUCGAGAUCCCACUGAAGGUGCGUCUGAGUCCCGAACCCUGGACCCCCGAGACCGGCCUGGUGACCGACGCCUUCAAGCUGAAGAGGAAGGAGCUGAAGAACCACUACCUGAACGACAUCGAGAGGAUGUACGGCAGGAAGUAGAUCCUCCAUCAGCAUCACCGCCGCCAACGCCAACGCUGUCAACGCCAACGCACACCUUUUGAUGUUUGGGACACCAGCGCCCUGCACCCGCCGCUUCUGUUCGCUCUGUGUUUGUACGUGUCGGUCCGAGUCCUGUGGGUCCUAAAGGGAUGAAAUUUACCACCAACACGGACACACGGCUGAAGUUUUACUGCUCACGCUGCCUUAAACCUGUCCGCAAGUCCUAGAGAGCCUAAUCAGCCAAUCAGCACCAAUUAAACCGGCUCAGACUUGCAUGAAUUCGGCACAAACUGAAUUCUAGCAGGUGGACGAACGGUGGCUGUGUGAUGCGGCAUCAUACAAAAUAAGAAAUAAGAUGGGGGGGGGGGGGGGUAAUUAUUUGUACUUGACAGUAAGUGGGACCUACUGACUGGUUUCAGCCACACCCAUAGGCUCAGCACCCCCAGCCGCCGGUGUUUGUGCGUGAGUCUCUCGUAUCGUGUGAUGAUUUAGUAGAAGAGUCGCCGGUUAGAUGAAGUGCGUUUGUGGAUCUCUGUGCCUUUGCUGUGAUUUUAUCAUGCCGCCGGACGCACCGGGAGCGACGCGCGUUCUAUAUCGUCCACCACUGACUGAUCUGAUCGUUUAUUUCUGAUGUAGGAACGACUGAAUCCAGUUUAAAUGUUCUUUAUCGUGAUCGUUGAUGGUGUGCUCGUUUAUGGACGGACGGCAGGACGCUAAACGGGGCGGAGCCACUCGAACCUUUCAGCGCAGAGCAGCUCUGUGUUUUAUUAACCAAGGGAAGCGAGCAUGACCAAAAGUUCAGAACUGAAGAUCUGCUCCUGAAACCUAAUCUCAGCUCCGUUCCUCAUCAGUGGUGCAGAAUCACACACACACACACACACUCGUGCACUAGAUGGCCAAAAGUAUUGGGACGCCCCCUCUAAUUACUACAUUUACGGCAUUUAGGAGACGCUUUUACCCAAAGUGACUUACAGUACUGUAACUGUAUACAGUCAAAGCAAGCGAGGAUUAAGGGCCUUGCUCAAGGGCCCAACAGUGACAACCUGGCAGUGGUUGGGCUCGAACCAGCAACCUUUUGGUUACUAGUCCAGUACCUUCACCACUAGGCUCCAGCUGCUUUUUUAGACCCUUUUAUCCGAAAGUGAACAUGAUUUUUGAGCAGUUGAGGCUUAAGGGCCUUGCUCAGGGGCCCAACAGUGGGUGGUGGGGCUCGAACCAGCAACCUUCUGAUUACUACUCCAGUACCUUAUGCACUGAAGUACCGCUGCCCACUUAUUAAAUGACUGAAUUCAUGUGUUUGGGCCACAACAGUCACUAACAGGUGUAAUAAAUCAGUUUAGGGAAGGUCCUUUCCUGUUCCUGUUCUCCAGUGUCCUCCACAGAGCCCUGAGCUCAGCCCCACUCAACGUCUCUGGGAUGAACCAGAACACCGACUGAUCAAUCAGUCAGUUCCCAGUCGUACAAAUACAAACGCUGUCAUGUUUUAUACUACUGAACCGGCACAAAUUCCCACACACACACACACACACACACACACACUUCAGUAAAAAAGUCUUGUAAGAAGCUUCUCAGAGGAGCGGCGGCUGUUCUAGAUGUGAAGAUCACACGGAGGGUCACUAACGUCCGACAAGCUCAUGGUCAGGCGUCCGAAUACUUUUGGCCACACAGUAUAAAUGAAAUAUCACCAAAGUACCACAGUUCUGUGGUUUUAAACCUCAAAUUAAAGUUAAAAGUAAAUAAGUGGAACAUUUUCACCCCCGGAUUCAAUUUCGGCUCCAACGGUUACAGGCAGCUGAAGGAACGGUGAUAUUUAACAUGCCAGUACAUACAGUGGCAUUUACAGCUGGUAAAAGGGGGUGUUUCCCUGGCGACCCGGGUUCCAUCCCAGUCUCUGGUAAAACCAGAUUUUUACUCCUCAGUGUGGGUGAGUGAACCUGGAUCAUCUGUGACCCUGACCAAGCAGGAAUGAAUAACUGAAUGAUUAAAGUUGUUUGUUCUGCACCACUGAUCCUGAUGCAGAUGAAUUUUAGCUUCUUGUUUUUUUAUUUGCACUAUAAUUUAUUUAAUGUUCUACAUUUGAAAUUUUAAAUCUGCUGCUUUAUUAAACGCCACUUUUUAUUUAAGAGAGAAAAACAUUUAAGCACAAAAACACGUUUAAUUAAUAAUGAUUAUUUCAGAAGAAAUGAACUGGUGUUUACUUGAUUUAUUUACAAUUACAGCCAAUAAAACUAACCAACAAACUUCAAAUUCUAACAGAAAUAAAAUCAAACGUUUGAAUUUUUUGACCCACGAACACUUUUCAGACGUGAACGUUCCAGAAUGAAGAUCCAUGAUGUUUAUUUAUUUAAUUUGUUGAACCACUUCCUGUGUGAAAUACUUUGUGAUGAAUAAACUGUUUCGUACUGAAGAAA
Messenger RNA from Trichomycterus rosablanca, 4695 nucleotides. It is a transcript of the gene acsl4a, whose product is annotated as acyl-CoA synthetase long chain family member 4a. Gene Ontology annotation, molecular function: arachidonate-CoA ligase activity. The record is from RefSeq and is a predicted model, not a curated record. The transcript has 15 exons. Gene Ontology annotation, cellular component: lipid droplet; plasma membrane; endoplasmic reticulum. Lineage: Eukaryota; Metazoa; Chordata; Actinopteri; Siluriformes; Trichomycteridae. Gene Ontology annotation, biological process: neuron differentiation; long-chain fatty-acyl-CoA metabolic process; long-chain fatty acid metabolic process. Bases 167 to 2284 code for a protein of 705 amino acids.